Phodopus roborovskii (desert hamster) is the source of this 1811-nucleotide messenger RNA. RefSeq names its product putative dimethylaniline monooxygenase [N-oxide-forming] 6. Bases 91 to 1689 code for a protein of 532 amino acids. The record is from RefSeq and is a predicted model, not a curated record. Gene Ontology annotation, molecular function: NADP binding; flavin adenine dinucleotide binding; N,N-dimethylaniline monooxygenase activity. The transcript has 8 exons. Lineage: Eukaryota; Metazoa; Chordata; Mammalia; Rodentia; Cricetidae.
UUGACACAUAAACCUUGGUCAAUAAUUUCAACUGAAAACCCCUACUCAUCAAAGAACAUUAUUCUGAAGACUUUCUCCACACCAUCUAUCAUGGGCAAGAGAGUAGCCAUUGUUGGAGCUGGUGUCAGUGGCUUGGCUGCAGUACGGUGCUGUCUGGAGGAAGGGAUGGAGCCCAUCUGCUUUGAAAGGAGCAAUGAUGUUGGAGGCUUAUGGAAAUUCUCGGGCCACGCAGAGGAAGGAAGAGCCAGCAUUUACCAGUCAGUUUUCACCAACUCUUCCAAAGAAAUGAUGUGUUUUCCAGACUUCCCCUAUCCUGAUGAUUUCCCAAACUACAUGCACCACAGCAAGCUCCAGGAAUACAUAAAGUCAUUUGCUCAGAAGAAGGGCCUUUUAAGAUACAUACAGUUUGAGACCCUGGUUUCCAGUAUAAAGAAAUGUUCUAGCUUCUUGGCCACUGGCCAAUGGGUGGUUGUUACUGAAAAGGAUGGGAAACAAGACUCUCUGCUCUUUGAUGCUGUAAUGAUUUGUUCCGGGCAUCAUGUGUACCCCAAUAUGCCAACUGACUCUUUUCCUGGCCUAGAGCACUUUCAAGGCAAGUGCCUGCACAGCCGGGAUUACAAAAGCCCAGGAGAUUUCCAGGGAAAGAGAAUCCUUGUGAUUGGCCUGGGGAACUCAGCAUCUGACAUCGCUGUUGAACUCAGUCGUCUGGCUACACAGGUCAUUAUCAGCACUAGAAGUGGUUCCUGGGUCAUGAGUCGGGUUUGGAAUGAUGGGUAUCCUUGGGAUAUGGUAUAUGUUACCCGCUUUGCAGCCUUCCUCCGGAAUGUCCUUCCUUCAUUUGUCUCUGAUUGGCUAUAUGUCAAGAAGAUGAACACAUGGUUUAAGCACGAGAACUAUGGCCUGAUGCCUUUAAAUGGUCCCCUAAGGAAAGAACCUGUUUUCAAUGACGAGCUCCCAGCCCGCAUCCUGUGUGGCUCAGUGACCAUUAAGCCUAGUGUGAUGAAGUUCACAGAGACCUCCGCUGUAUUUGAAGAUGGGACUGUGUUCGAAGCCAUUGACUGUGUCAUCUUCGCAACAGGCUAUGCUUAUGCCUAUCCCUUCCUGGAUGACUCCAUCAUCAAAAGUAGAAACAAUGAGGUCACCUUGUACAAAGGCAUCUUCCCUCCUCAAUUGGAGAAACCAACAAUGGCAGUGAUUGGCCUUGUCCAGUCCCUUGGUGCUACCAUCCCCACAGCUGACCUUCAGGCACGCUGGGCUGCUAAAGUGUUUGCAAACGCAUGUACCCUGCCAGCUACAAAUGAAAUGAUGGAUGACAUAGAUGAGAAAAUGGGCAAGAAACUGAAGUGGUUUGGCCAGAGCCACACUCUGCAGACAGAUUACAUCUCAUACAUGGAUGAGUUGAGCUCCUUCAUAGGGGCCAAGCCUAACAUACCCUGGCUCUUCUUGACUGAUCCCCGGCUGGCCCUCGAGGUCUUCUUUGGCCCCUGUAGUCCAUACCAGUUUCGACUGAUGGGACCGGGAAAGUGGGAUGGAGCCAGAAAUGCCAUCUUGACCCAAUGGAAGAGGACAGUGAAGCCAACCAGGACAAGGGCAGUCGGUGAAGCACAGAGACCCAGUCACCUGUAUGACUUUCUAAGAAUGCUUUUCUUCCCAGUGAUCCUUCUGGCUGUUUUGCUCACGUUUUAUUAAUAGUAAAAUCUUUCCAGUGCCAGAGUCUAGCCCACAGUUGUAAUCACAGAGUACAAUAAACACAUGGAGGCACACACAAUCACCAAAGGCCCCUCCUUUCCUUCCGGCAGAUGUGAAAUGAA